AUGGACCGAGAUCGCGACGGUCGCAUUUCCGCAACAGAGCUCGCAUCAGUCCUGGAGAGCCUGGGAGAGGAGCGAGUGGAGGAAACGGUUCAAGCUAUGAUGAGCCAAGCCGACACUGACGGCGACGGCUACGUCGAUUUUGACGAAUUCAUCCGCGUUAGUAGCCACUCUUCAUGGACGUCGUCUCUUUUUGAGGCGUCUCCCAAAUCGACAUUAUCCGCGUCCCUCGCGUCCGAUUGCGAAUCAGCGGCCGAAGCGUUCUGCUGCAGAGGGUCCGACGGUCCGUCGAUCGACGACCUUGCAGCGGCUUUCGAGUUGUUCGACCGGAAUAAGGACGGCUUUAUCACAGCGGAGGAGUUAAGCGAAGUGAUGGGGGGGAUCUGGGAGGACGAGGACAUGUCGCUGGAAGAAUGCGAGAGAAUGAUCCGGAGCGUCGAUCUUGAUGGUGAUGGACGGCUGUGCUUCAGCGAGUUUGUGGAUAUGAUGCUGGCGUCAGGGUCGUGGCCGCAAGCCGAGCUGUCGCCAUGCCAAACGGAGCAACGGAACGGGUUCGGGCAAACAGGUCCGGGGACGUCCGGAAGCAGUUCUGGUCCCGGCGAGCCCGGCGCGCCGCUGCCACGUUGGCAGAAACGUCAGAUAGUAGGCGGCCCGGACGACGACAUAGACGCCAUGCUGGCCGAUCCCGAGCGAUUCGAGCGGUGGCAAACGUCCCGGGAAUUACGGGGGAUACAAUUGGCAGGGGAGGAUCCUGAUGAUCGGCAGUGGGAAGAUUGGAUAGAUGAUCCGUCGGAGUAUGAUUAUGAGAAUGGUGGGUGGUAUGAGCCUCAGCCGGACUGGGAGAAGGGCGGGAUGCCGCGAGAGGCGCCGGAUAUCCCGGAGAGAGGCAUGAGCCGGUCGUUUAAGGAGCUGCUGCUGCGGAUCUUUAAGCCGCAGGACGAGGUGGAGGAGAGCUUGACGUUCGAGGAAAGGGUGUUCCGAUACACGUCUCAGACCACGGCCAAGUUUGUCAUUUUCCUCAUUGCGGUGCCAUGGGCGUGCAGCUGGGUACUGCAUGACUACAUCCUCACGCCCUUCAUGCACCACUAUGCACACACCACCCCUUUGGUAGCGCGCAUGCUGGACUUAAGGGAGGAGCAGAAGCUCAACAUGAUUGAGCGCCUCAAGCUCGAGAGGCAGCGCAUUCGCUUCGAGGCGGACAUUGGGAAGGCGCCUCCACUGUCUGAAGACGGAUUGGCGGCCUACCUGCAGGAGGAAGCGCGUGAGAUGCGGGAGGAGAUUCGGCACGAGAACGAGGCCGCUUUCGCAUACAUCUUCUCAGACACAGUGGGGUGGCUCAUAUUCGCAUUCAUCCUGUACGCAAAUCCAAGCCAAGUGGGCAUCAUGAAGCUCACGGGCGAUCGCAUCUUCACGAAUAUUUCAGAUACGGGCAAGGCGUUUGUCAUCAUCCUCUGCUCUGACAUCUUCCUGGGGUACCACUCAGAGUCGGGCUGGGAGACGGUGGUGGAGAUGUUUCUGGAUCACUACGGGCUCGUGGCGGAUCAGAAUUCAAUCUACAUCUUUGUGGCCAUCGUGCCCGUCACCAUCGACUCUUUUUUCAAGCUCUGGGUGUUCAAGUACCUCGUGCGUCUCUCCCCCUCUGCUGCUGCCACUUUCCGCGAAAUGAAGCGACACUAG
Molecule: messenger RNA, 1674 nt
Organism: Closterium sp. NIES-65
Lineage: Eukaryota; Viridiplantae; Streptophyta; Zygnematophyceae; Desmidiales; Closteriaceae
Source: the annotation of a GenBank genome assembly